AUGGUGGCAAGCAACGCGCCAAAGGACAUGAAUAUACCGCCCGAUGCUAACAGGCUUCCAGAUUCCUCCGAACUCGUCCAUGUCCUCACAGAGACGAAACGUCAGAUUGGUGUCGUCAGUGCCUUCUUCCUCAUCUUCAACCGUAUGGUUGGGACCGGCAUCUUCGCAACCCCAAGCACCAUCUUCUCCCUAUCCGGCAGCGUUGGUCUGAGCCUCUUUAUCUGGGUUGCUGGAAUGAUCAUCGCCAUGUGCGGUAUGGCCGUAUAUCUGGAGUUUGGCACAGCUAUCCCCAAGAACGGGGGUGAGAAAAAUUACUUGGAAUUUGUCUACCGACAUCCCAAAUACCUCGCCACGGGAUUCUACACUGGAUAUGUCGUCCUUCUCGGUUGGGCCGGAUCGAACUCUGUCAUCUUCGGAGAGUACAUUCUCCACGCCGCCGAGGUCGAAGUGAACAGGUGGAAUCAGCGAGGAGUCGGACUGGCCUGCAUUACUGCCGCUUUCCUCAUUCAUGGAUGUGCUCUCAAAUGGGGACUGAGGUUGCAGAACUUCCUUGGCAUCAUUAAGCUCAUCAUUGUGCUCCUGAUUGUCGUGUCUGGCUGGGCUGCUCUCGGUGGUGCCCUGAAGGUGCCGAAACCACACAACUUUGAUAACGCAUUUGAAGGAACCACUGGCAGCGCGUAUGGCGUCGUCACUGCUCUGUAUAAUGUGAUAUGGAGUUAUAUCGGAUACAGUAACGCAAAUUACGCCUUGAGUGAAACCAAGAAUCCAAUCCGCACCCUCAAGAUUGCAGCACCAGCGGCGAUUAUCUUCGUGUCGAUCAUCUACAUGCUUGUCAACAUUGCCUACUUUGCUGCUGUACCUAAAGAAGAGAUUGUGUCUUCCGGCCGCAUCCUUGCAGCAUCGUUCUUUCGCAAUGUCUUUGGCCACCGGGCCGAACGGGCACUUUCGGUGUUUGUUGCACUUUCCGCCUUUGGCAAUGUUCUCAGCGUCAUCUUUUCUCAGGGUCGUCUGGUCCAAGAACUGGGACGUGAGGGGAUCCUUCCAUUCUCCCGCUUCUGGGCAAGCAACAAGCCAUUCAAUGCGCCUCUCGCUGGCCUAUUCGAGCACUGGUGUGUCUCAGUGAUAAUCAUGCUUGCACCUCCCCCUGGAGACGCAUACAAUUUCAUCCUCAACGUCAUCUCGUACCCUCUUUCCGUCGUCAACGCCUUUGUCGCCGCCGGGCUUCUCUAUCUCUACGUCAACCCACACCGCUGGGAAUGGUCGCCCCCCUUCCGCGCAACGUGGCCGGUCGCGUUGCUCUUCUUCCUCAGCAACUUGUACCUCAUUGCCGCUCCGUUUGUGCCUCCCAGCAACGGACAGAACGUGUACGAGGACCUCCCAUACUACCUGCACUGUGUGGUCGGCAUCGGGAUCAUUGCCGCUGGAGGAGUCUACUGGCUCGUCUGGGCCAUUCUGUUGCCGCGCCUCGGCAAGUACGAGCUGGUGAGACAGGUCGAGAUCAGCCCGUUGGACGGAUGGGAGAGGAAUGUCUUUUCCAGACGCAAGCUGGGCCGAGGAGAAAAGCCUGGACGGAGUGCGAACGUGGCUGAAUUUUGA
This is a messenger RNA of Fonsecaea nubica, 1596 nucleotides long. RefSeq lists its product as hypothetical. The record is from RefSeq and is a predicted model, not a curated record. The coding region runs from base 1 to 1596 and encodes 531 amino acids. Gene Ontology annotation, molecular function: L-amino acid transmembrane transporter activity. Gene Ontology annotation, cellular component: membrane. The transcript is spliced from 6 exons. Gene Ontology annotation, biological process: amino acid transmembrane transport. NCBI's taxonomy places the organism in Eukaryota, Fungi, Ascomycota, Eurotiomycetes, Chaetothyriales, Herpotrichiellaceae.